UGUGGCUGGCUUGUCACACAAAUUUUCUUGAAGCAGUUUAAAUGUGAUGUGGGUUCGUACUGUGCUGCCAGUAGUACUCGUCAAGCUUUGUUCGGUGGACACUGGAAUGAAUGUGCCACAAGAGCUUUGGCUACUGCAUCUCUUGCUUCGGUGUCUGAAGAUCUGCCAAAGGAUAAUUCCGUCUCUGAUAUGUUGGUAGAUUCAUUUGGAAGGCUUCACACAUACUUGAGAAUAUCUUUAACAGAGAGGUGCAAUUUAAGGUGUCAGUAUUGUAUGCCAGCAGAAGGUGUGGAACUCACUCCUAGCCCUUAAAUUUUGACAAAUACUGAGAUUCUGCGAUUGGCAAAUCUGUUUGUAAGCUCAGGGGUAACUAAAAUACGUUUGACGGGUGGGGAACCAACUGUUAGAAAGGAUAUUGAAGACAUAUGUUUGGAAUUAUCAAACUUGAAGGGACUGAAAACAUUGUCCAUGACUACCAAUGGUAUUGCCCUGACGUGAAAACUUCCAAGGCUGAAAGAUUGUGGACUUACUUCCCUCAACAUUAGUUUAGACACUUUGGUACCUGCAAAGUUUGAGUUUAUGACCAGACGAAAAGGGCAUGAAAAAGUAAUGAAUUCAAUUAAUGCUGCCAUAGACCUUGGAUUUAAUCCAGUUAAGCGUCAAUGUGUUGUAAUGCGUGAAUUCAACGAUGAUGAGAUCUGCGACUUUGUGAGUAUGACCCGUGAAAAGGCAAUUGAUAUUCGCUUCAUAGAGUUCAUGCCUUUUGAUGGGAAUGUUUGGAAUGUCAAGAAACUAGUACCCUACUCAGAAAUGUUGGAUACAGUGAUGAAACAGUUUCCAAGCUUAAAAAGAGUUCAGGACCACCCUACAGAUACAGCCAAAAAUUUCACAAUAGAUGGGCAUGAAAAGGUAGUUAGAGUUUCGGUUAUCACAUCAAUGAUGAGCAUUCUGUGUGGGUGCAAUAGAUUGCGACUACUAUGUGAUGGCAAACUUUAAAGUCUGUUAUUUGAGCUACCUUCGGAGGUUAGUUUAAGAGAUCCCUUGAGAUGUGGUGCAGAGGAUCAUGAACUUAGGGAGAUAAUAGGAGCAGCGGUAUGCACUUCUUCUGAUUACUAUUGCUAAAUCUCACUUGUGUUGUAAUGAUUUAUAAUUCUUUUGUUUCUUUACCAGGAUUUAUCAUCCUCUUAAUAUGAUGAUGCUGCAAUAGAAUUUCACUCACUGCUAUUUUAAUUUAACAUGCUAGUGGACCUUUAUUAGAAAAGAUAUACUUUAGGAAUAAGAGAAGCAUAGCAAAGGACAACACACCCCUCAGCCUAACUGAUAAGGAGCUGGUUAGAGCUUCUGUAUAUGUAUGGAGAUAGAAGGGUGGGUGGGGAUGAUAUAAUUAGGUAAAGUUUAUCCUCAUUUGGUAAUUGGUAGAUCCUUUGAUAAAGUAACUAUCUUAUCAUGAUGCAUUAAUAUGAUACAUGUAUCGGGAU
Molecule: messenger RNA, 1478 nt
Organism: Vigna umbellata (rice bean)
Lineage: Eukaryota; Viridiplantae; Streptophyta; Magnoliopsida; Fabales; Fabaceae
Source: RefSeq, a predicted model, not a curated record